Bipolaris oryzae ATCC 44560 is the source of this 1260-nucleotide messenger RNA. Its product is annotated as glycosyltransferase family 8 protein. The record is from RefSeq and is a predicted model, not a curated record. The coding region runs from base 1 to 1260 and encodes 419 amino acids. The transcript has 3 exons. Gene Ontology annotation, molecular function: glycosyltransferase activity. Gene Ontology annotation, biological process: protein N-linked glycosylation. NCBI's taxonomy places the organism in Eukaryota, Fungi, Ascomycota, Dothideomycetes, Pleosporales, Pleosporaceae.
AUGAAGUCCUGGAACAACUAUCCCGUCAACCAGCGGUGGCUUCGGAUCACGCUGGUUUCUUUUCUUCUUGUCUCAAUAUUUAUGUUCCUCGGCACCCAGAGUGAGAUUGUACAUCGGAGGUUCGGAAAGAUGCCCUCACAAGAUAUCGUUGGAAACAAGGGCUCCAAGUCUGUUGAAGAAAAGUUGUUUUUCCUAGACAUAUCACUGAUUCUGGAUGGUUUGUCUGCUGAAGAGAAGCCGGUUGAUCUAGCGCCGUCGUCUGCUGUGGAGAAAUUGGCUGUUCCCGCACCAUCACCUGCCGUCGAGGAGGAGCCGCCUGAUGGGAAACUAUGGGAAUUACAACCCGUGGAUGAAACGAAUACACCAGAAACACCGCUGGAGGGGAUGACUGUCGAGGAGACAACUGCACAAGAAACACCCGCCGAGUCCAUGCCACCUAUACCAACGCCACCGCCAUACAAGUUAGCGACAGAGGAAGCAAGCCAGGAUAUGAAGUAUGCAUACUUGAUCUUCAUGUCGCAAACUCUGGAUGUAAGCAAAGAUCUAGAAAAGGAUAAUUAUUUUGUCGCAGCGCGCAUCCUGGUGUGGCAGCUGGUGCACAAUCCGAGCACGCGAACAAAGCACGAUGUGAUUGUCAUGGUUACACCUAAUGUGUCGCAAUCGAGACGGGACCGGCUCAAGAGAGAUGGCGCAAUUGUGCAUGCGGUUGACUUUCUCCACACACCAAAUGACGGAUGGCUGAAGCCUGAGGUCCAUCGUUGGGACGAUGUCGUGACUAAAAUGCGUGCGUGGGAACUGACGCUGGAUCCAGUGUUUGACGAUCCGGCCGUUCAUCUGCUUGCGACAGAGCCCUCAAACACUACUACAAACACGACGUUGCCCUCGACGUACCUUGUCGCAUCCAACUCCGAAGUGUGGGAUUCGACUCAUUCGUUUCCUCCAACCCAUGGCACGGGCUUGAAGAAGCCAGGACAUAUGAACGCGGGCUUCUUCAUUCUCGCACCUUCACUUACUGCCUUUGAGUACUACAAGUCGCUGAUGGAUACACCUUAUUCAUUUAACCCAAAAUAUCCCGAGCAAAAUCUCAUCAACUAUGCGCAUCGAUGGGACGGCCCCAUGCCCUGGCGCGAACUGGCCUACACAUGGAACAUCCGCUGUCCAAAUGACCAGGAUAUUGAAAAGGGUUUGUACAGUGUGCAUGAAAAGUGGUGGAAAUGUUUGUUCGGGCAUCCGGCUCGCGAGCAGCCUAUGCGUCUAUAG